This is a messenger RNA of Stylophora pistillata, 1191 nucleotides long. Its product is annotated as receptor-type tyrosine-protein phosphatase delta. Gene Ontology annotation, biological process: protein dephosphorylation. Lineage: Eukaryota; Metazoa; Cnidaria; Anthozoa; Scleractinia; Pocilloporidae. Gene Ontology annotation, molecular function: protein tyrosine phosphatase activity; protein binding. The record is from RefSeq and is a predicted model, not a curated record.
AUGCUUAUUCAAGGAAAUCUGGUGACAGUUGGUAACAUUUGCACUUGUUUGUUUAUUUUUAAAGCUCCUUCUGCUGCUCCUGGGAACUUUCGAGUCACUUCCAAUUCUUCUCUCGCCUUGGACAUAACUUGGGAUGCCAUUCCUGCAGAAAAACAAAAUGGGAAGCUGCUAGGUUAUCGUAUUUACUACAAGGUAAAUGGAUCUACAGUAGAGUAUAACAAAACUGUUGGACCAGACAAGCUGGUAUAUCAACUAACAGGACUUGAGUUUACAACCUAUGUUGUUCGAAUGGCUGGGUACACCGCUGUUGGUGUUGGUUUGUCGACUGGAUCUGUGGGGAAACAACCAAAAGGAGGCGUAUUGGGUUAUGCGGUUUUAUACAAAGAAAAAGGCCAACAAAACAGUUUCAGGUUGAACACAACAUCGACAGACACCAUAAUUAGGCGCUUGAAACCAUAUACGGAAUACUGCAUCCAAGUUCAAGGGUUCACAAAAGCUGGGGAGUCACCAUUCAGCCCCUGCUUUGAUGUCAGGACAUUGGAUAAAGGUCCAAGCCAACCACUCAAUGUUCAAGUUCAAGCCGUUUCUUCCGUUGCAAUCCUUGUAAAGUGGGAUGCACCAGCUCACCCUAAUGGAGAAAUAAAAGAGUAUAUAAUAUUUUAUGGAACCAGGAAGGAUGUGCAGAAAAAUGAGCGAAAAGUAACUGGAAACACGCGGGAACGUACUAUAGAUGGCUUGCGCAAAUAUACCACUUACUAUGUGAAAGUCAGGGGUAGUACCUCGAAACCUGGAAAUGCUUCUGAAAUAUUCAGUGUUACAACUUUCGAAGAUAUCCCAAGUCAGCCUCAAGAUGUCUUUGCGAAACUUGACAAAUGUGGAACUUUUAUUACUGUUUCAUGGAAGGAUCCAAAAGACCACAAUGGAAUUAUCAUCAUGUACACGGUAUACUUCGAGGGUAAAAGAGCAUAUGACCCUUCCUUUACAGAUAACCACCAAAUUGUAUUAAGAAACAGCUCUCGGAGCACUGAAAUUGGAGUAGAGAAGUUGUGGCCUGGUACAGAAUAUAGUAUUUAUGUGAAAGCAAGUACAGUCAAAGGAUAUGGAGCCGAAAGUGGUCGUGUGGAGCAGAAAACACUAUCACAACGUAUGCGAACAUUCUUUGUUCAUUUGUGUGAAUAUGUUGGAACUUAA